This is a messenger RNA of Salarias fasciatus (jewelled blenny), 1678 nucleotides long. It is a transcript of the gene sowahd, whose product is annotated as sosondowah ankyrin repeat domain family d. The record is from RefSeq and is a predicted model, not a curated record. Bases 329 to 1279 code for a protein of 316 amino acids. Gene Ontology annotation, molecular function: protein binding. The transcript is spliced from 2 exons. Lineage: Eukaryota; Metazoa; Chordata; Actinopteri; Blenniiformes; Blenniidae.
UGGUCGCAUGUGAGAUUCUCGUCACCAAGUUCUGUUGAGAUUAGAGUUGAACUUUGUCUCAGUUCCUCUUAUAAAAGGAAACGGACUCCUGUUAUGCUCUGGAGCUGGCUACUCCAAGUAAUCUGUCAAGAACACGCUUGCUCGUGUUUGAUUUGGACUUUGGUGUGUAUGAAGUGCGUGUUCAUUCGUGCGUCAACGUGCGCCGUGAACAGGGAGCUGGCUCCAGCACGGUGGAGGAAUCGCCCAGGAGUUUAUAUAAUUUGACAGCUAUAUCUUCAGGGUGGUGUCUAAAUAAAAAGGAAGUAGCCCGCAGAGCGAGCCUGGAAGUAUGUCCGGCAGCACGCAGGAUGAUGCUGCUGGAUCCGAACCAGCUGUCAGCGACACCGGCGGCGCCCACGCCGGGAGGCCGUCCAGAAAGGACAUCGUUGUGCAGCGCCUGUCCAGCUAUGGCAUUCAGGUCAUGCCCGGGGCUUUCCAGCGUAGGUCGAGGCUGCAGAGGCAGCAAGAAGCGAGCAGCGACAGCUGCGUGCCCGGGGGGGUCCAGAGGGACGCUCCGGAGAGGGGCUCCGUCACUCCCGCCGUGCGUAAAAAGUACCCGAAGGAGCUGCUGGGUAACCCCUCCGCGAACAGCGGCGGCCAACCCCCGGAGCAGGACACCGACUGGGCUCUGUACCGGAUGGAGCACGCCUGGAUGCUGUCCGCCGUGGAGGGAAACUACGAGACCAUCCUGGAGUUCCUCUCCGAGGACCCCCAGCUGCUCACCCGGAGGGACUUCAUCAGCGGGUACUCGGCGCUGCACUGGCUGGCCAAGAGGGGACAGCACGAGACGCUCAUCAAACUCCUGCGGCACGCGGAGAAAGCGGGCAUCCCGGUGAACGUGAACUUGCGGGGCAGCGGGGGGCUGACGCCGCUGCACGUCGCCAGCAUACACGGACAGUACAUGGUGGUCAAGCUGCUGGUCGGGGCGUUCGGGGCCAACGUGGACGCCAUGGACUACAGCGGGAGGAGAGCCUGGCAGUAUCUGAGGGGGGACGCCCCGCCGGAGAUGAGGGAGCUGCUGGGGACCUGGGACGACGAGCACAGCCCCGGCUGCGCGCGCGGCGGCAACAAGAACGGCAACAACAACUGCGCGCCGGAGCCGGGCGCGUGCGAGGAGGUCGAGAGCGCAGAGACAGAGGAGAGAGACCGCUUCGACAGGACGCACAGGGAGGACAGCUGGAGGUUUGGCUCCAUCAGGAAGCUGCUCCCCUCCUUCUCAUUUCUUGGAAGCAAAUCCUGAGAGCUGAGGACGCGAGCAGCUUCCAAAUACGUGCAAUAUGAUUUCUGCUUAUCGCUCAUUUAUACUAGAAUUAACUCUUCAAGUUUAAGUGGAGGCGUGCCUUACUCACAGUAAACUGCGGUACACUUUUGUCAUUUUUUGUCGAAUACUUAAAUUCACCAACUACACUACUUGUAUCAGAGUUUCAAGUGUGUAAAGUAACCCAUGCCUUUUUACAGUAGAAAUGUUUUUCAUCGGUGACUCAGGUUGUUACUUUAAGAUCAAAACUCAUCAAUUACUGUAAUUCACUAAGGCCUCAAAGUACUUGAAAAGCAGCCAGACCAAAAAUAGCAUGUUUACAGUGAGGCGCUGCAGAGUAAAUACAGAUGUUACUUUAUGACAGCUUUCAAUGGAGAAAUG